Molecule: messenger RNA, 927 nt
Organism: Tuber melanosporum (Perigord truffle)
Lineage: Eukaryota; Fungi; Ascomycota; Pezizomycetes; Pezizales; Tuberaceae
Exons: 3
Coding region: 117-734 (205 amino acids)
Source: RefSeq, a predicted model, not a curated record
ACACGCCCUCCUUUUCCUAGAGGAAGUCCGAAUAUAAUUUUUAUAAAAGACUCUUGAGUUUUCAUUUGGUGUCACUCCCAAGUCACAGCUUACCAGUACUUAUCACGCACGUGAUCAUGGAGGGACUCUCAUUAGCUUCCAAUAUCAUAGCGGUGCUCACGCUCGCCGGCAAACUCCUUACCACAGGAUACCAAUAUGGCUCCAGCUCCGCUCAAUCCCCACCCGAACUCCGACGCCUGGUACGAGAAGUCACGACACUCAGUGGCGUCCUGCACGCUGUAAACAGGCUAGUCGGCGACCCUGUUGCCAGUCCGAGAACCGAUAAUGGGAGUUCUGGAAAUCUCAUAAGAAAUAUGGCCGAGCCCGUCGAGCAGUGCCGGAAGUUGAUGGAGGGGAUGUUGAGGGAUUUACAGAAGUACGAUGCGUCGAGUAGGAGGCGGGGCGCCUGGAGGCUUUGCUGGCCAUUGAAGGAGAAGACGACGAAAGAGUGGUGUGAGCGACUGGAGAGGUAUAAGUCGUCGUUUGAGGUUGCUUUGUCCGUGGAUGAGGUGUCGUUAGCAUGGGAGAUUCGAAACGAUGUAGAGGAUAUUAAGGCAAUUCAACUCUUAAAUAAGCAGGACGAGAAGCAGGCUGUCUAUAGUAGAGAAAGAUAUCAAGCGCGAAUUCUUUGGGCGCCGUGGAGUCCAUCUCUAGGAUAUGUCUUUUUGCCCACCGCUCUCUAUACUUUCGGAUGACAUUGCCCUCUACUAAUACCUCUAGGUGCUACGCAAGAGAGGAUCCAAAAUUGGCUUUCCCCAGCAGACCCAAAAUCUAAUCAUUUGGCUGCGAGAAAGCUGUGCCAGUAUGGCACUGGGCGCUGGUUCACUGAAGGGAAGGAGUUUCAAGACUGGCUGGGGCGGGGCAAAUCGUUUCUCUGGUUGCAUGGGA